Peromyscus leucopus (white-footed mouse) is the source of this 5310-nucleotide messenger RNA. RefSeq lists its product as uncharacterized. The transcript has 64 exons. NCBI's taxonomy places the organism in Eukaryota, Metazoa, Chordata, Mammalia, Rodentia, Cricetidae. The record is from RefSeq and is a predicted model, not a curated record. The coding region runs from base 42 to 5099 and encodes 1685 amino acids.
GAAAGGUUAAAACAAAUAAAAUAAACACUGUUCUGGAAACCAUGGGAAUCAAGCUCGAAGAAAAGGAGCUGGAUCAAUUAAAAGAAAACCUACCAGAUAACGGUGAUGGGAAAGUUAAUUUCCAAGACUUGAUGAAUGAAGUAAAAGCUCUCAUAGGAAAUGAAGAAAAUAUCAAAGACGUGAAGAAUAUUCUUGAAGGCAUGGGAGUAGAGCUCACACAGCAGGAAUAUGCAGACCUGUUGAAAAAUCUCCCUGUUGAUGUUGAUGGAAAUUUCUACCAUAACAGAUUAAUGAACACUCUGAAAUCUCUUAAAAGAGGGAAGGCUGAUGUCAACAAACUGGACACAGUGGUGAAAAACAUGGGGAGGAGAGUUUCAGGAACGGAAUUUAACGAUAUGACCAAGAGCUUACCAGUGCGUUCUGGGAAAAUUGAAAUGAAAACGUUGAUCAAUGCAAUGAGAGCCUUUACAGGUAACAAGAUUGCUAUCAGUGAUCUCCAAGAUGUUCUGGGAAGCAUGGGCAUUGAGCUCACAGAUAAGAUGCUGUCCGAUCUGCAGAAAGCCCUGCCUGUGGACGAUGAUGAAAUGGUAUUUCAGAAUAGAUUGUUGGAAGAAGUGAAGUCUCUCAAAGGAGGGAAAGUUGACGUCGAUAACAUUGACACCAUCCUGGAAAAUAUGGGGAUUAAGCUCACAGAGGCGGAGCUUAAAGAGCUAGCGGAAGCCCUGCCAGUCGAUGCUAAUGGGAAGGUUGAACUUACUAAGUUGAUGGAUGAAGUGAAAGCUCUCACAGGAGGAGAGACUGAUAUCAACGAUGUGAAAAAUGUUCUUAAAAAAAUGGGGAUAGAACUCACAGAAAAAGAAAUGUUGAAGCUGCUAAAAAAUCUACCAGUCAAUGAAGAUGGAAAGAUCUAUCACAAGAGGUUGAUGGACAGUCUGAAGUCUCUUUCAGGAGGGACUAUUAGUGCCAAUAAACUGGAUUCUCUUCUGGAGAGCAUGGGCAUGAAACUCAAAGAAAAGGAAUUUGAAAACCUGACUCAGAAGCUGCAGCAAGAUGUUAAUGGAAAUAUCAGUCUUAAAAAGGUGAUGGAUGAAUUAAAAAAAGUUUCUGGCAACAAGCUUGCUGCAAGUGGUCUUCAGAGUUAUCUCAGAAACCUGGGGGUCCAACUGACAGAUUCAGAGUGUUCGAAGCUAAAGGACACUUUGCCUACUGAUGCUGCUGGAAAGUUAGAUGAGAAUAGCGUGCUGGAUGCUGUACAGUCUUUUAAAGGAGGGAUGGUUAAUCUCAGUGACCUGGACAAAGCUCUUGGGAACAUGGGAAUUGAACUCACAGAGAAAGAACGUAAACAUCUAAAUGAUGACCUUCUAGCCAAAGCUGAGGGGAAGAUUCGUCUCAAUAAGCUUCUAGAUGAAGUAAAAGCAAUUAGAGGAGAGCCUAUUGCCAUGGCUGAUUUAGAAGAUGUUCUAGACAACAUGGGGGUAGAACUUACAAAUAAGGAGUUCAGGAAGCUGGUAGACAAGUUGCGAGCUGAUGAUGGUGGAAAAACCUAUCAGAAGAGGUUGCUGGAGGGUUUAAAUACAUUUACAGAGGGGAGAAUCAAGGCUGAAAAAGUGGACACGUUUCUGAAGAACAUGGGGAUGAACAUCUCAGAAAAAGAACUUAAAGAUCUAACACAAAGCCUGCCCGUGAGUGCUGAUGGGAAAGUUGAUAUAAAAACUAUAAUGAAGGAGGCAAAGACUUUCACAGGUGAAAAGAUGGAUGUCAAUAAUCUGGAAGAUAUGCUAAGAAAAGCGGGGCUUGAGUUUAAUGAGCUGGAAUAUUCGAAGCUAUUGAAAACUCUGCCAGUGGACGAUAAUGGGAUGGUGCAUUGGGCUAGAGUCCUGAAGGGUGUGAAGUCUCUCAAAGGAGGAAAACUUGAUGUCAAAAACCUGCACCCUUUCCUGGAAAACAUGGGUAUCAAACUUCUUAAUAAAGAAGUGGAGCAGCUGAGGGAAAGCCUGCCAGUUGAUGCUAAUGGAAAAGUUGACCUAAAUAAGGUACUGGACGGAGCAAAAACCUUUACAGGAGAAAAAAUUGGUAUUGGCGAUAUAAAAACUGUUCUGGAAAAAAUGGGGCUAGAGUACAAAGAUCAAGAAUUCUCCAAACUGAUGGAAAAUCUGCAAUUUGAUGAUGAUGGAAAGAUCUUUCAAAACAGGUUACUGGAGAAAGUAAAGUCCCUGAAAGGUGGGAAGGUUAGCUCCAACAAUCUGAAGACUCUGGUGGAUAGCUUAGGAAUCAAGCUUAAGGACAAUGAAUUUAAGGAUCUGGUACAAAAUCUCCCUACUGGUGCUCUUAGGAAAGUUUCUGUGGAUACACUGAUGAAAAAGUUGAAUGCUUUUACAGGAGACAAAGUUGAUUCCAGUGACCUGAAAAACAUCUUAAAGAACCUGGGGGUUGAACUCACAGAGAGGGAGCAAGAAAGGCUGCUGAAAACACUGCCUGUUGAUGAUUCUGGGAAAGUGUAUUACAACAGGGUGUUAAAAGGCGUGAAAUCCUUCAAUGAGGGAAAGGUUCAGGUAAAUAACCUGGAUGGUUUCCUAAAAAGACUGGGAAUCAAACUCAAUGAAGAAGAAUUUGCAAAGCUGUCAGAAGACCUCCCAGUGGAUGAUGAUGGGAAGGCUGAUCUGAAAAAGGUGAUGGAUAGAGUUAGAACCAUUACAGGAGGAGAAGUGGAUAUCAAAAAUGUGAAACCCAUUCUAUCAAAAAUAGGAAUAGAGCUUUCAGACAAAGAAUUCUCAAAAGUGAUGGAAAAACUCCCUUUUGAUGAUGAUAACAAGGUCUUUAAGAACAGGUUACUAGACACGGUGACGUCUCUCAAAGGUGGUAAAGUCGAUGUCAACAACCUGAACACAGUUCUGGGCAACAUGGGAGUCAAACUUUCAAAUAUGGAGCUUAGAGAUCUGAAUCAAAGCAUACACGUUGGUGUUGAUGAGAAAAUUCCUCUACAGACACUGAUGGAAAAACUGAAAGACUACACAGGUGAGAAGAUCUCGACUGACGAUGUACCAAGUGUCCUGGCAAACCUUGAUAUCGAGCUCACAGACAAGGAACUGCAGGACCUGAUGAAACCGUUGCCCCUCGAUGAUACUGGGAAGUUAAGUACUAACAGGCUGCUGAAGGGUGUGAAGGAUCUCAAAGUGGGGAAGAUCAAAAAGGAUAAUCUCCAUAGUUCUUUGGAAAAUAUGGGGUUCAAACUCUCAAUGGAAGAAUUUGCUGAAGUGACAGAAAACCUAGACACUGAUGCAAAGGGGAAUGCUGAUCUGCAGAAAGUGAUGGAAAGAGUGAAAGCUGUCACAGAGAAUGUCAACAUAAAAAAUCUGGAAAAUGUUCUAGGCAACAUGGGAAUCAAGCUGUCCAGCAAAGAACUUGACGAUCUGACAAAAAACCUGCCCGUCGGUGCUGAUAAGAAAGUGCCUCUGAAAAUUUUGAAAGAAGAAGCAAAAGCUUUUACUGGUGAAAAAGUUGACUCUCGUAACCUCCAAAAUGUACUUAAAAAUGUGGGGAUUGAGCUUUCUGACAAGGAAUUGAAUCAAGUCCUGAAAACAUUGCCCACUGAUGAUCAUGGAAGGGUGUUUCAAAACAGAUUGAUGAAAGAAGUGAAGAGUAAUAAACGAGGGCAGGUUGACGUCAAUAAUCUGGAUGCUGCUUUAGACGCCCUGAACAUCAAGCUCACAGAAAAGGAACUUGAGCAGACAAAGGCUGAUCUGAGUGGUGUAGGGCAUAAGAAAAUUGACCUGGGGAAACUGAUGGAUAAAGUACAGUGUAUUACAGGAAAGGAAGUUGAUGUCCAUGAUGCAGCGAAAGUUCUUCAAGACAUGGGAAUAGAACUUACAGACUCACAGCUAUCCAAAAUAGUGAACAACGUACCAGUUGAUGAUGGAAAAGUCUAUCUGAGACGGUUGCUGGACGGUAUGCAGUUCUUUAAAGGACCCAAGGUUGAUGCCAGUAGAGUGGACACAGUUUUGGGAAAUAUGGGAAUGAAUCUCAGUCAAAGGGAGCUUCAAGAUCUAAUGAAAAACCUGAAAGUUGAUGAAAACAAUAAAGUUGACGUGAAAAGGGUAAUAAGUGAAGCAAAAUCUUUCACAGGAGGGAAAGUUGAUGCAAAUAGACUUCCAAACGUUUUGGACACAUUUGGUAUUUCACUCAGGCCUUAUGAAAGCCUGAAGUUGCUAGAUAUGUUGUCAGUUAAUGAUGAUGGAAGAGUUUUUCAGAAACAGUUGGUGAAGGCUGUGAAGUCUCUUGAUGAAGGCAGUGUUGAUAUCGAUAGCCUGGAUACGUUUUUAGAAAACAUGGGGAUCGAGAUGACAGAGAAAGAAUUCAUGGAUCUAACAACAAGGCUGCCAGAAACCUCUGAAGGGAAAGUGAAACUAAAUAAUUUAAUGAAAGAAGUGUAUUCUAUUUUAGGAGAGCCGAUAGAUGUUUAUGACCUAGAAGAUACGCUGAAAGACAUGAAAGUGGAGUUCACAGACAGAGAGUAUGCGACCCUGAUAAGAAGUCUUCCACUUGAUGCUUCAGGAAAGGUGUUUAAGAAAAGGAUAUUGGAUGGUAUAAAGACUCUUAAAAGGGGAAAAGUUGAUGUAAAUAACCUGAGCCCAUUUCUGGAGACCAUGGGACUUGAUCUCUCACAGAAGGAAUUUGAAGACUUUGUAGAAAACCUACCAGUUGAUGAGAAUGGAAAAGUUGAUAUGAAAAACAUUGUGGCAAAAUCGAAAGAUUUCGAGGGAGAAAAGAUUGGUGUCAGUGGCCUGAAAAACACUGUUGGAGAAAUAGGAGUUGACCUCAAUGACAGAGAAUAUGUGAACCUGCUGGAAACAUUGCCAUUUGAUGAAAAUAACAAAGUUUUUCUAAAUAGACUCCUGUCAAGUCUGAGGGCUUUCAAAGGUGGAAGGGUUGAUCCUAAUAAUGUGAAGCCACUCCUCCAGAACUUAGGGCUCAAACUCAGAAACAAAGAAUUGAGAAGUGUGGUACAGAAGCAGGCUGCUGCUGGUGCUAAUCGAAGUAUCCCUCUGAAAAAAAUAUUAGCGGAUGUGAACUCGGUUGUAGGCAAGUUAAAAGUUCUCUAAAGUUUAAAACCCUAAAUUUUAAUGCUGUCCUCAGAUCUUUUCAUUAAUACAUAAACUCACAAGUCCAGGAGGCAUAUAAACAAAACUCUGGCAUCUUCUUAGUGUUCUGCUUCCUCAUCUAGAUGUCCCAAGGGUGGGUGAUGUUGGCACACAAGCGUGAGGAUCAGAUUUCAAUCCCCAGAACCUACAUAAAUAGCAAGUUGUGGUGGUC